CAUUCUUUUGGGGAGAGUCAUUCUUAGUGUCGUCAACGGGGAAUAAGAAACGCUCCUUUGUCCCUUCACUUUCGUGGAGACAGGCACUCUCACUGUAGUCUUCAUAGGCAAGAAAGUUUGCCUCUGACUUCACAGCAUGGGAACUCAAACAUUCUUCCACCACAGAGAGGAGGAACAAAAGGAGGAGAGGCAGCAGAGGUUGCAGAUGACCUCCAUGACGAGCAAGAAAAGGUUCAAAACCAGUGAGGAAGAAGAAACCUUCAGCCUUUCGGAGUUAUCCUUAGCAGCUGCCCUUGCCUUGACCUCUGAAACAACACGAAAUUACAAGCUAAGAAGAGAAGCUGCCAUCUUAGAGCUUGAGCAGAGGGGGCAGAAGAGAGUUUGUUUUGGGAACGAGAUGGAAAAGUUGGAAGAGGAGGUUAUUAAGAACUGCAGACUGCUGCGUGUGAGAGCCGACCGCAGAGCACUUCGGAGGAAGGCUGUAGAAAAGGCACAAAGGGAGAAGGAAUACAUUGAGCUGCGUUCGGGUCGAGCACCUAUGUUCUGGAUCCCCCUCAGAGUACAUGCAGUCUGGGAGAGGAUGGAAGUGACACUGACAUGUACAGUCCUGGCUUCCCCACUGCCGCAGGUGACCUGGUAUAAAAAUGGAGUCCCCAUUGACCUCCGUUUAGCCCCAGCAGGAAAAUACAAGAUCAAAAACAAGUUUGGGAUGUUGACCUUGUGCAUCAGCAGAUGCUCCAUGGAAGAUUCUGCUGAAUACAGUGUUGAAAUUGAGAAUCAGUACGGCAAGGCUUACUCGUUUGCUACAGUGCUCGUCAGGAAAUAUUAUGGAAAGGAGUCGGGAUUUGAUUCAGAAAUAUACAGGAGAUCCCUUAUUGCCAGAGAGGCAGAUUUUGCCUCCUCACUGAAACCACUAUUUUCAAGAGAAAAGGAGCCUUUCACCCUUUCUUGUUACUUCACUUCUGAUUUACUUGAACACCAACGAAAUAUUACCUGGUUCAGAGAUGGUGAGUUGCUGCAGAACUCAGAACGUCAGGAACUGAAGUAUCAAGACCAGGAAGCUUCUCUGACAGUGCCAUGUGCUUACAAAGAAGAUGAGGGUUUCUACACAAUCCGUGUCCCCUCGCUGGGUGGAUGCAAAGAGCAAACGACUUAUGUGUUUGUUCGAGAUGCUGCAACAGAAUCAGCCGGUGCACCUGGAUCCCCCCUCAAUGUGAAAUGCCACGACAUAAAUAAAGAUUGCUUGACUCUUUCUUGGAUAGCACCCAGUCAUAAUGGAGGAAGCCCAAUCCUUGGAUAUUUUAUUGAAAGGUGUACUGCUGGGUCAGAGAACUGGGUCCCAUGCAAUGAAAAGCCUGUGAAAACCUGCAGAUACCCUGUGCUGGGCCUUGCUAAAGGACAGGCCUAUCAGUUCCGAGUGAAGGCUGUCAAUAAAGCGGGGAUCAGUCAUCCUUCAAAAGCCAGUGAUGCAGUUAUAAUAUAUGAUCCCAGCAAGGCCAAGAGAGUGACAGUGAUACCAUAUGAUGAAGGCAGGAUGAUAGAAAUUUCCAAGGAUGACCUAGAAGGACACAUUAAGAUUCCCUUGCCACCCACCAAUGUUCACACAAGUGAGGUCAGAGAAGAUUAUGUGGCUUUGGCCUGGGAUGAACCAGAUCCAAGAGGCAGAGAACCACUGCAAUAUUAUGUGGAAAAGUCGCUUGUGGGCAGCAACUCCUGGCAAAUGGUUAAUCUGGAUAUGCCAGUUAAUUCCCCAAGAUUUGCACUCUUUGAUCUUGUUAAAGGAAAACAAUACCGUUUCCGAGUGCGGUCUGUUAACAAGCAUGGAAUCAGUGAGCCAUCCCUGCCCAGCCAACCCAUCACUGCUGGAGCAAAACUGGCUCCUUUACCACCACCAUCUCAGGUUUUAGCUUUCAGAGACACCAAAACAUCUGUUGUUUUGCAGUGGGAUAAGUUAAAGAAUGAUCUGGAACCUCUGGGCUACUACAUAUAUUGUCGGGAGACUGGGACAGAAGAAUGGCAAACCGUCAAUAAUAAGCCUGUGAUGUGCAAUGAAUUUACUGUUCCUGGGCUGAAGGCUGGAAAGGAGUAUGUCUUCUGUGUGAAAUCUGUUGGUGAGGCAGGACUGAGCGAGAGCUCACCAGAAACAGAUCCUAUCACUGUAAGGCCAGCAAUAGCUCGCCCAUCAGCACCACGUGGGUUUGUUCUGCUGAGCUGUGGGAAGGCCAGCAUGACCAUUGGCUGGAAACCCCCGAAGCGUAAAGGAGGAACAAAGAUUCUGGGUUAUUUCCUAGAUCAACAUGAUGCAUCUGAGCUAGACUGGCAUGAAGUCAAUAUUCAGCCGAUUCCUCAACGAGUCUACACGGUUUGCAACCUUGAGGAAGGCCACCUGUAUGAAUUCCGUGCGUGUGCAAUGAACAUGGCAGGUGUUGGGGAAGUAUCUGAACCCAGUGACUUGUUCAGAUGUGAGGAGUGGACAAUGCCAGAACCAGGUCCUCCUUAUGAUGUGAAGUUCACUGAAGUGAGAGACUCCUCCUUGAUGCUGCACUGGCAAGCACCGCUGUACAUAGGAGCGGGUCCAAUUACAGGGUAUUAUGUAGACAUGUGUGAAGAAGGGACAGAGGAAUGGAAGCAAAUAAACAAGCAGGCCACAGCCACCACUCAUAUGAAGGUUUCAGACCUAGACACAGGGAAGUGCUUUAUUUUCCGAGUAAGAGCACUGAACAAGGCUGGAAUUGGACCCCCUUCACUCCCCUCAGAUCCUGUGGUGGCUAAAAGCAAGCCUGGCACAAAUGAAAUUGAACUGGGGGUGGAUGAAGAAGGGUUCAUUUAUAUGGCUUUUGAAGCUCCUGAAAAGAAUGACUCCUCUGAAUUUAUCUGGUCAAAGGACUAUGAAGGACCACCAGAUGCUGACAGAGUUCAGACAGAAGAGAAAGGCAAUAAAUCUAAGCUUAUACUGAAAGAACCAUCAGAAAAGGAUCUGGGGAUAUAUUCAGUGGAGGUCACAGAUGUAGAUGAUGAUAUCUCUGCCAGCUGCACUUUAACACAAGAAGAUCUGGACAAGUUACUGAAACGUAGCCAUGAAAUCAGGAACCCAUUAAUAAAGCUGAUAUCUGGAUGGAAUGUUGAUGUUCUGGAGAAAGGAGAAGUACGGCUGUGGCUGGAGGUUGAAAAGCUGUCACCAAAUGCAGAGCUGCAUUUGAUCUUCAAUGAGAAGGAGCUUACAAGCACACCAACACAUAAAAUAAACUUUGUCAAAGGAAAAGGUCUGGUUGAACUGAUAAUCCAGAACUUCUGUGAUGAUGACAAAGGAGUGUACACAGCCCAGCUGCAGGAUGGAAAAGCUAAAAAUCAAUUCACCCUUGUUCUUCUGGAUGAAAGCUUUGCUAAAGUUGCAAAGGAAGCUGAUGCAAAACGGAGAGAAUGGAAGAAAAAGCAGGGUCCAUAUUUUGUAGAGAAUUUGAAAUGGAAGGUUACUGAGAACUGUGAAGUGCUCCUCACCUGCAAGGCAACAAAUCUGAGAAAGGACACCAGCUUCCAGUGGUACUUCAAUAAGAAAGCCCGAGCAGAUGGUGUGUUUGACGCACAGACUGGGAUAGGAACUCUUCGUAUUCAAAAGAUAACCAAAGCAGAUGAGGGUCAAUAUAAAGCAGUUGUUUCAGAUGACCGAGGAGAGGACGACACCCAACUUGAUCUCAUAAAAGGAACCUUUGAAGACCUUCUCAAGGAGCUGUGUAGGAUCAGUGCUCUUUCUGCUUCACCUCUGAAAAUUCAGCCUACUGACGAAGGCAUCAAAAUUUACACAGACGUGAAGUACUACACAGACUACAUGAAAACAACCUGGUUUCACAAGGAGAAGCGACUGGAAAUUCGUGACAGACUGAAAGCUGGGAGCACAAUGAAUCAGAUCUGGCUUCACAUACUGAACCCAACAGAUUCAGACAAAGGAAAAUACAUCCUGGAGUUAUUUGAUGGGAAUGACUCUCACAAGCUGUCAGCCGACUUGUCUGGGCAAGCCUUUGAGGAUGCCCUGGCUGAGCACAGAAGGCUAAAAGAAGCAGCAAUAGCAGAAAAGUGUCGCGCCAGAGUUGUUCAAGGUCUGCCAGAUGUAGCCACCAUCAUGGAGGAUAAGACCCUGUGUUUAACUUGCUGCAUCUCUGGAGAUCCUUACCCAGAAAUCACUUGGUUCAAAAAUGAGAAAAUGAUCGUAUUUAAAGAUCGUUACCGAAUGGAUGUGAAGGGGACAGUUGUCACAAUUACCAUAGAGAAAGUCUGCAAUGAAGACACAGGAAAGUACAGCAUCUAUGUUAAGAACAAAUAUGGAUCCGAAACUGGGCAGGUUACCGUCAGUGUCUAUAGGCAUGGGGAGAUACCCGUAGGAAUGGAAGAAAAGGAAGUCCCAAGUGAGACCAUGAAAAGAAAGCCCAAAUGAACCAGGCAACUAUGUCAGUGAAUUUAAAAGGAACUUAACUCCUUUGGAUUCAUUUGAAUUUCUCCACCCUAAAAUUCAGGCUCACACCUUUAUCUCGGUUUCAGUAAUAUUGUAGUAUUUUUGCUUUUUUGUUGCUAGAAAACAAUCCUCAUUUGUAAGUGUAUGUGUGCACAUGUACUCACUUGCAUGCUCGUUUUACAGAGAAUCUGCUUCCCUGUAAGACACGCUGUGUAGGAAAUUAGUCAGAAGUUUCCUAAGUAGCCUGCAGGAAUAAGGAAUUUCCCAAAGUCAUGAGAAGCAAGUUAUACUGACCUCCUGCUAACUAUUCUGGACUGAAUGCUGCUGGGAGGAAGAGAUUUGUUUAUGUACAUAUGAAUAAAGAAAUAUAAUUCUUCUGUCAAACUGGCUCUGUGAUUCUGAAAACACCAACAACAGAACAGAUGGCAGUAUGUAUAAAAGAAAUGUCUUCUGGAAGGUUGAUUAACCAGAAUUAGAGCACAAGUUUUCUCAGCCCAGAGCCUUGUAUGCUCCCUGCUAAUGAAAACCAGAAGAGAAAUGGGCUUAAACAUAAACAUUUCUUCCACUUCGGGCAUCUGGCUCUUUGUCUGCAUUUUCUUUAAAAUUACAUUCUAAAAAUAACUGAAAUUGUAGGAAAAAGUUCAGCAUUGUUCUUUCUGCUUAAAUAGAAGAAUUACUGAUGGGUAUAGAGUAAUAAAAGUUAACUUAGGAAGGUCAGUGACCCCUGGGAUAUGGGCUCUAUUUGAAUUAAGCAAUAUAACUGCAAGAUACAUAAUCUAGUGAAUGCUUUCCAAAAUCAAUAAUCAUUCUUGCACGGACAGCAAGGAAUAUCACUCACUAUCUCCGAGUGAGGAAUUCUUGCUGUAACUGGUGAGAAGAAAAAUAAUGCAUUCCAUUUACUUCUUUAAUCUUGGUCUCUAAGUAAUGUUUCACAUUUAAUUUUACCUUUAAUGUUCCUGCGUACAGUGGCUAUUAGGAAAAAACAACAACAGCCCUACAUUUAAUACAGAUUUAGAUGCACUUUACUGACAUCUACUGGAUGAAAUCAUACCUGUUUCGCUCCAUCAUGACCUUCUCUGUCAUCAAGAAAUUGGAGUACCACAAUUUUGGAAGAAGCAGUUGUGGCUUUUUACUGUACUGUUGUAGCACAUACAGUGUAUACUGUCCUAUCACAGGAUAGUAAUUAUCUCACAUCUAUAAUUAUGCUAAUUAUCUGAAGAAAUCAACAUUAGAACAUUAGAACAUCUGAAGAAAACACAUUAAAAGUAGGAGUUGUGCACAAAAAUAAAACUAAUUAAUCAAGGCAACACUUUGCAACGAUUAUGAAUAAUUAUCUGAGUUCAGUGACCCAUCAAUAAACAGAACAUCCCAAAAGAGUUGGUCAAGGUAGGACUCUGUAGAAAGCAGAAUGAA
Messenger RNA from Coturnix japonica (Japanese quail), 5860 nucleotides. It is a transcript of the gene MYOM3, whose product is annotated as myomesin 3. Gene Ontology annotation, biological process: sarcomere organization. Lineage: Eukaryota; Metazoa; Chordata; Aves; Galliformes; Phasianidae. Gene Ontology annotation, molecular function: protein binding. Gene Ontology annotation, cellular component: M band. The record is from RefSeq and is a predicted model, not a curated record.